This is a messenger RNA of Galleria mellonella (greater wax moth), 1400 nucleotides long. RefSeq names its product E3 ubiquitin-protein ligase siah-1-like. Gene Ontology annotation, cellular component: cytoplasm. The transcript is spliced from 5 exons. Gene Ontology annotation, molecular function: zinc ion binding; ubiquitin protein ligase activity; ubiquitin conjugating enzyme binding. NCBI's taxonomy places the organism in Eukaryota, Metazoa, Arthropoda, Insecta, Lepidoptera, Pyralidae. Gene Ontology annotation, biological process: multicellular organism development; proteasome-mediated ubiquitin-dependent protein catabolic process. The coding region runs from base 233 to 1207 and encodes 324 amino acids. The record is from RefSeq and is a predicted model, not a curated record.
UAGUCUAGACAGCUGCAUAGUUUUUGAUUUUGUAGCUAUAGUAGUGCCGACUUUUAAAAUUUUAAAUAUAUUUCUCCAAUUACGUAGUUAGUAGUUUCAGUCGAUUUCUUCUUUCUGCUGUUCAUCAGAGUUACAAAACUUACUUUUUCUCGUUUUAUCCGUAAAUUUUACCACAUUUGUUUUGAAGCUUAUUACCCCUAUUUUCAAUAAGAAAAAGCUUACAUCAAGAAAAAUGGCAACAGCUAAGGCUAACAAAAAAAUGGCAUCAGCAGCAAUUGAUUUGCCGGAGUGCCCUGUAUGUAUGGAGACAAUGUUGGGACCGAUAUUUCAGUGCCAGUCAGGGCACAGCCUCUGUAUUAAAUGCACCACAUCGUUGUGUCCACCGAUCUGUCCUCUAUGUCGCCAGCCUAUGACACAGAUGAGAAACUGGCAACUCGAAGAAAUGAUAUCUAAGGCAAAAGUACCUUGCCCUAAUAAAACAUUUGGGUGUGUGUACAUGAUGGAAUCCAAUGAUGUACAAGACCACCUGAAGGAGUGUAUUUUCCGCGAGAUGGAUUGUCCACUUGGACUUGUUUUUGGAAGAUGCUCAUGGCAUGGUAAACUGAAGGAGAUGAUGGAUCAUUUCAAAGAGCGUCAUCCACUAAAUUGCAACGUCAACACUGAUACUGAUGUGGAACUGAACAACAUAAAUGUCAAGGAAGAUGACCGUUAUAUGUAUCUGAUCUCACAGGGGAAGCUAUUGUUUAUAAUUACAAUGAAAAUUGAUACCUUACAGAAUAUGGUAUAUUGGACGAUACAGCAUAUCGGAAGCAAAGCAGUUGCACAUCAGCAUGUAUAUGAGAUACAUGUCACAAGCAAGCAAGAUACCAGAAGAAAAAUAGUGUUCAUGGAACACUGUUUUAAUGACGCUCUUAAAGCUGAUGAAGUGUUCCGCAUAGGGAAAUGUGGCAUCAUGCCUUUGAAUAUGUUUGGCCACUUUAUAAAAGAUAAUAAGAUGUCAUUCCGAUUUUUCAUAAAAAGAAUUCCUUCAUCUUGCAACAAGGAAAAAAAAUCUAAGGGAGACACUAAUGCAAAACCUCAAAACGAUAACUCAGGACCCAAGGGAUUUGGGCAGAAAGGUGCCGGAAACAAAGGGCCAGGGCCUAAAGGACCGGGUCCUAAACCCCAGGGCCCGAAAAAGCCAUUUAAACAGCAUACAAAUAACUAAGGAUUAUACUGCAAGGCGGGCAACAUCUAUAUUUCUCAUUGAUAGUAACUGGAGAUAGUUAUAUAGAAAACAGUGCUCUUAUGAGAUGGCCAUAAAAUAUUGCUAUUAUCUACAUAACUAGCUUCAAUUUGAAAAGUGCCAAAAAAGUUAACACAAUAACAUUUUAUUUAAUAAAUUGGAUACAGUAAACAAA